This is a messenger RNA of Gastrolobium bilobum, 3454 nucleotides long. RefSeq names its product receptor-like protein EIX2. Lineage: Eukaryota; Viridiplantae; Streptophyta; Magnoliopsida; Fabales; Fabaceae. The transcript has 2 exons. Gene Ontology annotation, molecular function: protein binding. The record is from RefSeq and is a predicted model, not a curated record. The coding region runs from base 16 to 3318 and encodes 1100 amino acids.
AGUUACUUUCUCAAAAUGUUUCAUGCAUUGCUCCUGCUGCUUUUAUUGCAUACGUCAAGUUCUACUCUCGGAUUCAACUUGCCACAUAAAAGUGCACAAGUAAAGUGCAUUGAGAGGGAAAGACAAGCUCUCCUCAACUUCAUGCAAGGCCUCCAUGAUAUCUAUGGCAUGUUGUCUACAUGGAGGGGGAAAGAUUGUUGCAGAUGGAGAGGUAUUGAAUGCAACAAUGAAACAGGUCAUGUGCAAAUACUUGAUCUUCGUGCCAACAAUUCGCAAUAUUUGUUGCGCGUAAUCAAUAUCACUUCAUUGAUUGACUUGCAAUAUUUGGAAUAUUUGGACCUCAGCUCUAAUGAUUUUCUUCGCAGUGACAUCCCAGAAUUCAUGGGAUCCUUAAUCAAGUUAAGAUAUCUCAACCUCUCUAAUUCUCAAUUUCGAGGGAGGAUUCCUUAUCAACUUGGAAAUCUCUCACAACUGCAAUAUCUUGAUCUUGGAGGUAAUUUUUAUCUUUCUGGAGUAAUACCUUGGCAGAUUGGGAAUCUCAGACAACUACGUUAUCUUGAUCUUGGAGGAAAUGCACUUUCUGGAGCUAUCCCUUAUCAAAUUGGGAAUCUCUCAGAACUUCAUUAUCUUGAUCUUGGAGAAAAUUCACUUGUUGGAGCAAUCCCUUUUCAAAUUGGGAAUCUUCCUAUGUUGAAUACUCUUAGGCUUGGUGGAGAUUUUGAUGUCGAAACUAAGGGUGCAGAGUGGUUGUCUAAUCUCCAUUCCUUAACAAAUCUUGAGUUGAGUUCAUCACAUAAACUUGGGUACUGGCUUCAAACCAUCAGUAAGCUUAUUCCAAACUUAAGAGAGUUAAGGCUAAUUGCUUGUAGUCUUUUAGAUAAUGAUAUUCGAUCUCUGUUUCAUUCUCAUUCCAACUUUUCCACUUCUCUUACCAUCAUUGAUCUCUCCGAUAAUAUGCUGACAUCAUCAACAUUUCAAUUGUUGUCAAACAUUAGCCUUAAUCUUGAGGAGCUUUAUCUUUCUUAUAAUAGUUUUUCCUCAUUUCCUCUCUAUCCAAACUUCCCUUCUCUCGUGAAACUUGACCUCUCUUUUAAUAAUCUGACAUCAUCAAUGCUUCAAGAUAAUUUCAACUUCAGCUCCAAACUUCAAAAGCUUUAUCUACAAAACUGUAGUCUUUGGGAUAGAAGCUUUCUUGUACCAUCUGCCUUUAAUAUGAACUUUUCAUCUUCUCUUGUCUCCCUUGAUCUUUCUUAUAACUUGCUGACUUCAUCUGCUAUAUUCCAUUGGCUUUUUAACUUCACCACCAAUCUUCGUAGCCUUUACCUAUUUGGGAACUUGUUAGAAGGUCCCAUUCCAGAAGAAUUUGGGAAAGCAAUGAACUCUCUUGAAUAUCUUGAUCUGUCCUUUAACAAACUGCAAGGAGAGAUUCCAACUUCCUUUGGGAAUAUGUGCAGCUUACAGAUAUUAUACCUCUCAAAUAACACCUUAAGUGGGGAUCUUUCCAGCUUCAUACAGAAUUCUUCAUGUUGCAUCUUACGCAUAUUGGAUUUAUCUUAUAACAGAAUUACUGGCAUGAUCCCUAAAAGCAUUGGAUUGCUAUCAGAGUUGGAAGAUUUGUCUAUGAGGGGGAAUUCUUUGGAGGGUGACGUCACUGAAUCUCAUCUCUCUAAUUUUUCCAAAUUAACGGAGUUGGACUUAUCAUACAACUCAUUGUCUCUCAAAUUUGAGUCUAGCUGGGUUCCUCCUUUCAAAUUAAGAGACUUGUAUCUUGCAUCUUGCAAGUUGGGUCCGAGUUUUCCUGGUUGGCUCCAAACUCAGAGCUCCAUAGACUAUCUGGAUAUUUCUGAUGCUGGGAUUAAUGACACUGUACCAGAAUGGCUUUGGGUCAAGUCAGACUACAUUCAAUGGAUGAAUAUGUCUCAUAAUAAUCUCGUAGGUGCAAUUCCCAAUUUACCAUUAAAACUUCCUAUCAAACCGUCUAUAUCUCUGAAUUCAAACCAAUUUGGGGGUGCAGUUCCAUCUUUUCUGCUACAAGCUUCAGAACUUACGCUUUCCCAAAAUAAGUUUUCAGAUUUAUUUUCAUUCUUGUGUGACAAAAGCGGCGCAACUGCAAACUUGGCCACUUUAGAUUUAUCAAACAAUCAAAUAAAAGGACAGUUGCCAGAUUGUUGGAAAUCUGUAAACUCAUUAUUGUUUCUUGAUUUAAGGAAUAAUAAAUUGUCAGGGAGGAUUCCACCGUCCAUGGGCACACUUGUUAAAUUGGAAGCUUUGGUUUUACGAAACAAUAGUUUAAUGGGUGAACUACCUUCCACUUUGAAGAAUUGCAGUAAUUUAAUUAUGUUGGAUGUGGGUGAAAAUUUGUUGACCGGUCCAAUACCAUCAUGGAUAGGAGAAAAUAUGCAGCAAUUGAUCAUCUUGAGCAUGCGAGGUAAUGGCUUCUCUGGAAAUCUUCCUAUUCAUCUUUGUUAUUUAAGGCAUAUUCAACUGUUGGAUCUUUCAAGGAAUAACUUAUCAGAAGGAAUUCCAACUUGUAUAAAGAAUUUUACUGCAAUGUUUCAAGAAAGCAUCAACUCAAGUGAUACUCAAAGUCAUAGAUAUGGGUACAAUAGUACUUAUGUUGAUAUUUAUGGUGCUUUCGAUUUUCUUGCUUAUGAGUUUAACAUAACGAUCAUGUGGAAAGGUGUGGAACGUGGGUUCAAGGAUCCAGAGGUGAGUCUUAAGAGCAUUGAUCUCUCAAGUAAUAAUUUAAAUGGUGAAAUACCAAAAGAGGUUGGAUAUUUGCUUGGCUUAGUUUCUUUGAAUUUAUCAAGAAACAAUCUGAGUGGAGAAAUCCCUCCAGAGAUUGGGAAUUUAAGUUUUUUGGAAUUUCUUGACUUAUCAAGAAAUCAUUUUUCUGGAAAAAUUCCAUCUACUCUUUCCAAAAUUGAUCGUCUUGCUGAGUUAGACUUAUCAAACAACUCUCUCUCUGGAAGAAUCCCUUUUGGAAGACAGUUGCAGACUUUUGAUGCCUCAAGUUUUGAAGGAAAUUUGGAUUUGUGUGGUGAACAACUUAACAAAACCUGUCCGGAAGAUGAGCCAAAGGGAAAGCCUCAAGGAUCAGCGGUUCAUGAUAAAAAUGACAAUUCAACUUUCUACGAAGCAUUAUACAUGAGCAUGGGGCUAGGAUUCUUCACCGGUUUUUGGGGCUUAUUAGGGCCAAUACUACUUUGGCGACCUUGGAGAAUUGCUUACGUGAGGUUCUUGAACAGAUUGACCGACUAUGUAUAUGUAAUGAUCGCAGUCAAUAUGGCAAGAUGCCACAGGUGGCUCAUGGACUAGCAGUUUAUUGCAGAUCAGCUACACUCUAGGAUGAAAGCGUAACGGAUUGCUGGAAGUAUAAGAUAUGCAGUAUUGAAGUUUAGAAUAUAAGAUGUUGCAGAUCAUUAAGUGUUUCAAUAAACAUUUUGAUAUGAUA